Bacillus rossius redtenbacheri is the source of this 3909-nucleotide messenger RNA. RefSeq names its product SREBP regulating gene protein. Gene Ontology annotation, biological process: positive regulation of SREBP signaling pathway. The record is from RefSeq and is a predicted model, not a curated record. The transcript has 5 exons. Lineage: Eukaryota; Metazoa; Arthropoda; Insecta; Phasmatodea; Bacillidae. The coding region runs from base 160 to 765 and encodes 201 amino acids.
GUGGACUCUGCGAAGGAUGUUGUGAAUAGACUCAUCUGUGAAGUUGUGAAAUUUUUAUUUUUGUUUAUUAUAAAAUGUCAAGUGAUGCCAGUCAUGGGCUAUUUAAAAGUAUUAUAAUUAGGACUGAUGUGAAAUAUGUUUUAAAAAUAUGUCUUCAUAAUGUUGAUUAAAUUUCUGAUGCGAUUACUGAGGAAAAGGCUGGUCCUUGGUAUUAUUCUUGCUCUUUCGCUAACCUACUGUGUUGUGAGUUUCUUGAACGAGGCGCAGGACGUGUCGAGCAAUGACCAGGACGUGGCUCCGGCCAGGCGCCUGCCCGAGCAGUUCCUCUGGCACUCGUCGAGGGACGAGCAGAACGAGACCAGCGUCAAGGUCACCACCUGCCGCAACUCCGUGCAGGGGAAGGUGCUCAUCGUAGAUGACAGAGGGUACGUGUGCUCCCGGACAGACGUGCUGUCCUCGGGCUGCUGCGACACGCGCUCGCAGACGACCAAGCGGUACAGCUGCGAGACGUGCAAGGACAACGGCUGCUGCACCAUCUACGAGUACUGCAUCUCCUGCUGCCUGCACCCGGACAAGAAGGCGGUGCUGCAAGGCGUGCUGGGCAAGGCGUCGGAGACCUUCAACGUGCUGUUUGCGUCGGUGAGCGACCACUUCGAGCUGUGCCUGGCCAAGUGCCGCACCAGCUCGCAGAGCGUGCAGCACGAGAACUCGUACCGCGACCCGCGCGCCAAGCACUGCUACGGGGAGGCGCUCCCGGCCACCUGAUCCGUGCCGGCGCUGCAGCACGCCAGGGACUGGCCUCUGGGGACGUGGAGGGAUUCGUCCGCGCCAGCGGGGCAGGUGACAUGCCCCAGCCGUCCGGCGAGUGGGCACAAGGGUCCCAUCUUCAAACCAAAUAUAUAUACAUACAUACAUAUUUGUGAUAUGUGCUUGCUAAGUUUUCAUACCCACAAACGUAUUUAAAUGUGUGGAAUAGUAAUACAUUUUCACAACUACUAAUGAAUGGGGUAGGCGGGGUUUAGAAAAGUGCUGCUCAGGUAUGUCAAAGGUUUUAUCAUGGGUUCCUCUUUCCUCUGUCAAGAGACCAGGAGACUUCAGAAGUUCAUUUGAUUACGAGGCACAGUUAUGACUUGCGUGUCAGCUGCUCUUAGAGACAUGUUUUUUUUUUUUUUGGGGGGGGGGGAGGUGGAGUUACUGUGAUUGUCACAGUCUUUCAGUAGGUGUUUCUGACCCGAUGUCUUCAUGCCACUCAUGAAUUGCGCUGAAUUUGUUGCGCUGACGUCACAAAUGUUUUGCAUGUGAUUGAGUUAGAAAAAAAAAUCAGGUAUUUGUGAUACAUAAAUAAAUUGCAUCAUGUCGUAUGAGCAGAAAUGAUUACAGCAUAAUACCUUUUUACCAUUUCGUACACAUUAAAUUUGAUAUAUAUAUAUAUAUUUUUUAAACAGUAUUCUGUUGUGUAAGUGCUGAAGAAUGCCGUAACAUUGCGAAUGGUGGGGAAGCAGGCGCCUCUCUUAUUUUUAUCCAGUCUUGUAUUUCUACGAACCGUCGAAGCUAGCAAGUUAGCACGCCUGCCACUGUGUACACCUUGCCCGUUGACGUUCUUCUUUCUUUACUUCACAGUGGUUCUUCAUAGUCAUGAAUCAUAUUGGUUUAUCCAACUGGACGUUGCAAGAAAUGUUAUAAGUUAAAAAUAUAUGUAUAUUUGUCAGGUGUUGAUGCUCCUUUUGGUUGGUGGCUUUAGAAACUGCAACUUUAUAAGGAAACAUCUUAGACAAUGUUAUAAUUGGCAAAUUUUGUAGGCAAAAUAGUCACACAACAUGAUUUUGUAUUAUAAUAUUUUGACAUUUUAAAGGUAAUUCAUAAAUUUUGGUUUUUUAUUUUAAAAAUUUCAAAUGCAAAAUAAUGGAUUUGCCAUGUUAGUUAAGAAUUUUAUAAUUUUUUUAUGUAAGUGUAUUUUUUACUUUUUUUUUAACCAAUAAAUUAUGCAUGCAGCAAUCAAAGUAAAAAUAAAUGUCAAUUAGCAGUGAUUUUAAAUUUUUUUUAUCAUUAAUAAAACAAAAAUAUUUAGUAGUUAAAUAUAUAUUUUAUAGUAUGUUGACCUUUAAAGCUUUGGAGAGAUUUAUUUAUUUAUUGUAUAAAAUAUACUUUUACUUUUAAAAAAAACUUUUUUAUUCUAUUUUUAAAUGUUUAGUUUUAAUCUAAUCAAUCGUUAGUGCAAAACAAUGAUCAAUAAAUAUAUCCAAAUUGAAACCUAUGAAAUCAGUGAAAACAAAAAUCACCAAAAUAUGAACUGACCAAUUUGAAUUCGGCAUUAGUAAAAGUUUUCUGUAAGAUUUACAUUAAAUCGGGGGAUAAUGUGUAUGAAGGGAAUAAACAAUUAAGUGCUUCAGGUUUUUGGUGUUUAUUUUAAUGGCUACAUUGGUUGUUCGGUUGAAUUAGCUUCAUAGUGAAUUACAUAACUAGCUGUAAAGUGGUGAAAUUAAAUCGAUGAACAUAUGCCAUUUUUUGUUUUGGUAUUUUUUAUUUUUAUCCAGCCAGGCAAUAAAGGUUUCUCUAGAAUGUUGCCAGGUAGAGGCACAGUUAUUGCAAAAUGCAUUUACUGAUCAUUAACAGUUUCCUGGUUCAACAAGCUUGUUGAAGACAGCAGAAUACUAGAGCUUCUGUAUUAAAUUGUAUAAAUAUUGUGUGGAUUUUCAAAUAUUCUGUUGUUUUUUUUUUAAGCAUAAAUUUGCCAGCGCCAAUCCAAGUUGUUAAAGAAUGGCAUAAACACAUUUUAAAGUUUCGCUCCCUGUGGUUAAGAGCAUACUGCACAAUAUGCUCCAACUCGCUUGUGGAGACGCUCAUAGCUUCACUCCUAACCGCCCAAGGACACUACAAGUGGAGUGUCACAAUCUAACAUUUGUUAUCUUACCUCUCCUAUAAUUCCAAGUCAUUGUUCACUAUUUAUCACAAUUACAGCAACACUGUGCUUGUCUACAAUAUGCCAGUAAUGUGUACAAUGUUUUUGUAUUAGAAUGUAAUCUCAUAAUAUAUAAUUAUUUUACGUAGUAGCUUUGAAUAUAUAUACUGUAUAGAAGUCGCCAGCCCAGGUUAAAAUUUCUAAUACGGUUUUGAGGUAGUUGGUUAAUUCACCACCGCAAUCGCCACCAUCUCUAGGGCAUCGACUUGUGGUGGUCCCUAGCGGACAAGUGUCGAACUCUUCAAACACCCCUUCCCCCUCCUGUUGAACGACUUUGAGCUGCAGUGAAUGAUUGAUGGGUAGUGCGGGGAAUGACAGCGGGCGACAGCGCUGCGCUCUAACGUGUAAAUAACAACUAAGACGAUACAGGGCGUUACGGCAGCGCACUGCAGCGGUGAAGUUCCCAAGCUGCUCAUCAUACGCUUCUGAAAAACGUAGAGUAAAUCCUAUCCACUCGCGACUUCUAUACAGUAUAUAUAUUCAAAGGUAGUAGCGACUUUGGAAAGUAGAAAUGGAGAAGGAGGGAGGGGGAAAUUUUUUUUUACAAAGGAAUAAUAGUCUAUUUUAAUGAACAUUAUCAUGAUGUUACAUAUUCAAGACCGUUAGUGACCCUUUUUUUUUUAAUUGUGCAUUUUGCCCAAACUGAUAUCUGUGUGAUGUACAAGUCUGAGUCACAGAAAACAUGCCUCUGCAGAGCCAGAUAUUAAAAAUUCCAUGGUUGGUACAAGCUAAUGGAAAAAAUUCUAAUAUUAAAAUGUUGAUGAUUGUUGUUCCUCACACUGAAACUCGUGAUAUCCUGUGCUCCAAGCUAAUUGUUAGAAAGAUGUACUUGUAUGUGCUGAUGCUGUUAUUGUUAAGAUUUUGUCUAUUCUAAUAUGAUCUGUGAAUAAUGAAAGUGUUAAUUUUCGUGUGAUACCAAAUAAUAAAAUUACUGUUUAUUUAACCACAAA